Messenger RNA from Heterobilharzia americana, 2574 nucleotides. NCBI's taxonomy places the organism in Eukaryota, Metazoa, Platyhelminthes, Trematoda, Strigeidida, Schistosomatidae. The record is from the annotation of a GenBank genome assembly.
AUGUUCGCACAAGAACCGGAUCAGGAAGUCAAAGUAGUGUCCAACCGGGAUACUAUGCUUCUAGCAAUCGAGGAUUUCCUGCCUUUCGUACUGUCAGAUGAAGUGAAAAACAACUUAAUCGAUAUAAAGGCACGUCGUCAUCAAAUUCUAACAAAGAUACACGCAGUGAGGGAACUAAGUAACGUAUUUGAUAAUGACAGAAAUACUCAUGGGUUAUUUCACGCUGGUGUCGAUAAAAAAGUUGAUGUCUUGGUUGACCUCGGCGGAUUAUACCAGGUGCAAUCUGUUGAAGUUGUUUCGGAUCAACCUGAGAAGCUGAAUCAAGCAGUUAGCAUUGGUUACGGAUUGGAUAAAAACACGACAGAUUUAUUUGGAUCUUCGUACAAGUGCUCAGUUCAGAAAACAACAACACUUUGUGUGCCUGCUUGCAAUGAAUAUGAUAGUUCACGUCCUGGCUUUGUUGGCAAUAGUCUGUUAUGGACAUUUCAGUCCGAAUCAGAAGGAUGGACUCGCAUUUAUGACUUACUGAUAAGUGGGAUUCCGUUCGAUCAAAGUCGCAGCAUGAAGAAUAAUGUUGAUGAUAUUACAUUGUUGAAGCCAUACGUCGAUCAUUCAGUUCCACCUGGAUCUGUUGAGUCAUGUGACGGUUCAUUAUGGCAUUUGAAUGAUGAAAGCGUUGUAGAUGCUAGUUCUACACUAAAAGCUACUGAUGAUCGUAAUGUGACAAUUUAUUUUGGGAAAACAUAUUCAGUGACAAGUGUAGUCUUGGUGACAUCAAAACAGGAAGGAAUGCCAGAUCAAUAUGUAUUGCACUUCAACGGUAUGGAGUCUAUGACUAAAGCCAUUAAUCUUCAAAAUGACUGCACAGUGGAUAAUGAUGAUGCCAAUUCAAAAGAAUAUAAUUGUCGGACAUUAGAUUUAGAAAGUUAUGCAUUUGAAUAUCUUACUGUGAAUGUGAAAGGUCUUUAUAAAAUACACGUGUUUGGAUUACCAUUUCAUUAUCCAGUAAUCAGAUUAAUUCCAUCUGAAGAGAAGGACAAGUCGGUGAAUGAUACUUUAUUAAAACUCAGUUGUUUAGCGCAAUCAUGUGAUUCAACAGCUUCAUUUGAAGGGAACAGAUAUCGUAAAUCAAGUGCUUCAGCUAAUUCGUGUCCUAUGAAUGGCCAUAUCAUACGAUGUGAAUAUCUGGACUUAUCGCGUUUAUCUCUGAAAAGUACAGAGAAGAAAGGACUAACAAGUCAAGGGGUGAUAAACACGGAAAUCAGUUCAAUUAUGACAGGGUUAACAGUCAUGGAAUCGAAUACAGAAAAACUGAUUGUCACUGUGCCAAGAACACAUCAGUAUUAUGGACAAUAUCAAUGUACUUGCAAGACCACUGAUAGUAAGAAUUCACAACUUUUGUCUCCGCCCACAAAUCUUCAACCAUCGGAUUUCGAUCAAGAUUUCAUAUUUCAAAAGAGUUAUACCGCCGUAUUUGUUGAGCAAAAUAUCGAACCGCAUGGAGGAUUCAUUGAAUUGCCAGAAAAUGACCAAGAAGGCUAUUUCAAGCUAUUCGUAGUCGGUCAUAGUCUUCUGAAGGAUAUCCAUAUGGUAGUGACAUCUACAGAAGGUGGACAACAAGGAAAUAGAACAGACACGGUCAUACAUGAAACAACGAUACAGGCAUUUUCUGAAAUUCAAGAGGAUUCGGAAUUGUGGUCAAUCCCAGCCUAUAAAUAUGAAUCGCAGGACGCCUGGCCAGAUGCAGUCGAUGACAAUGUGGUUACGAUUACAUGGAGUUUACCAAAAAAUGCACCUUCAGCAACGCAGUCUGUGAUUAAGGAUGUUUUCAGAGCAUUGAUUAUUUCGCCCAGUGCAGUAAACACAAUUCGUGCUUGGGUUUGGCAAAGAGAUUCUCAUUUGCUAGAUAUCAGAGCUUAUCAUCAGGUAGAUGAAGGUGCUGAAGGCAGUCAUCCCAAGACGUUAACCCUACAACGUACUGGUUGUUCUAGUGAAGAUGAAGGUUCCACUGUGGCAUCAGUACGGCUUGAAGGUGGACAGUGUGUCACAGAAAAUGAAGAUAUCGUUAAAUGUACACGUACAACUCACGGUCAAGUAAUCCAAUUCACAUUAAAAGAUCCAACUACAUCAGAUGAAUAUAAAUUACAUAUGAAAAGUGGAAGUGAUGAGUCAAGUAUAGAUUUGGUUACUUCUAGUGCACUAAGUGAAGCAGUUAAGGAAGAUAUAAAAGAUGCUGAUUUAAGUUUGACUGUUGAAGGUAUUCAACAUGAUCAGGCAACGCAAGAAACUGAAAUGGAUGUGGCUGUUCAUAUCGGUUCCAAAGUAAUCGCAGAUAAUGCUGCUUGUAGACCAACUUAUGUAAUGUUAGAGUUUAGUGAACCUAAAAUUGAAAUGUUGAAAUCCAAGGUCUCCGGCGAACAGACGACGUUUCGAGUAAAACUUCCUGCAAAUCAAAAAGACAUCAACUUGGAGGUACAUCUGCUAGUUGGUUCAGUAGAUCCUUCGCUUGCUGAAGCCAGUUUAAAACAAUCUGUUACCUUAAGAAUCCAUCCUACAUUUUCGCCGAUAUCGUAA